GCGGUGAGUUUGAAACUGCUCGCACUUGGCCUCCGAGCUGGCGCUUUGGGUUGGGCGAGGGGCCGCGCAGACUGGAAGCUGCCGCCGGCCGCCGCGGGACGAUAGGCCGGGAUCUGUCAUAGAACCUGCUGAGUAACGAUGGAAGACUAUAUCAAAAUAGAAAAAAUUGGUGAAGGUACUUAUGGAGUUGUGUAUAAGGGUAGACACAAAACUACCGGUCAGGUGGUGGCCAUGAAGAAAAUAAGACUAGAAAGUGAAGAGGAAGGGGUUCCUAGUACCGCCAUUCGGGAAAUAUCUCUAUUAAAAGAACUUCGCCAUCCAAAUAUAGUCAGUCUUCAAGAUGUGCUUAUGCAAGAUUCCAGGUUGUAUCUCAUCUUUGAAUUCCUUUCCAUGGAUCUCAAGAAAUACUUGGAUUCUAUUCCAUCUGGUCAGUUUAUGGAUUCUUCACUUGUUAAGAGUUAUUUGUACCAAAUCCUCCAAGGGAUCGUGUUCUGUCACUCCAGACGAGUUCUGCACAGAGACCUAAAGCCUCAGAAUCUACUGAUUGACGACAAAGGGACAAUCAAACUGGCAGACUUUGGCCUCGCCAGAGCUUUCGGGAUCCCUAUUCGCGUGUACACGCACGAGGUGGUGACGCUCUGGUAUAGAUCUCCGGAAGUGCUGCUGGGGUCGGCCCGGUACUCUACCCCUGUUGACAUUUGGAGUAUAGGCACUAUAUUUGCAGAACUGGCGACCAAGAAGCCCCUUUUCCACGGGGAUUCAGAAAUUGAUCAACUUUUCAGGAUUUUCAGAGCUUUGGGCACUCCCAACAAUGAAGUGUGGCCAGAAGUGGAGUCGCUACAGGACUACAAGAACACGUUUCCCAAGUGGAAGCCAGGAAGCCUUGCGUCCCAUGUCAAGAACCUGGAUGAAAAUGGCUUGGAUUUGCUCUCGAAAAUGCUGGUUUACGACCCUGCCAAGCGGAUUUCUGGCAAGAUGGCGCUGAGGCACCCGUACUUUGAUGAUCUGGACGAUCAGAUUAGAAAGAUGUAGCUUCCUGUCAGAAGCUCCCUCCAGCUGGCCCACAGACAGAUGGUGUCUUCAUUGUCUUCCUCUUUCUGUCUUGUAUAUUUUUCUUCUCUUUGUAAAACUGAAGCUGUCCUUCCUCUUCUAACUUGGACGUAUAACUUAAGAUGUAAAUAUUGUCCCAUAUGAAUUUGAAUGUAAUGAUCCUGUACAUGCGUGUAGAUCUCACUGCUAUGGACAUUUGUUACUGUAAUAAAAGUACAAAACCACCCA
Messenger RNA from Jaculus jaculus (lesser Egyptian jerboa), 1278 nucleotides. RefSeq names its product cyclin dependent kinase 1 (gene Cdk1). The record is from RefSeq and is a predicted model, not a curated record. The transcript has 8 exons. Gene Ontology annotation, biological process: G2/M transition of mitotic cell cycle; mitotic G2 DNA damage checkpoint signaling; protein phosphorylation. Bases 139 to 1032 code for a protein of 297 amino acids. Lineage: Eukaryota; Metazoa; Chordata; Mammalia; Rodentia; Dipodidae. Gene Ontology annotation, molecular function: ATP binding; RNA polymerase II CTD heptapeptide repeat kinase activity; cyclin-dependent protein serine/threonine kinase activity. Gene Ontology annotation, cellular component: nucleus.